GCUAAAUUCAAACCUGCAGACGUUAGCCCCGUCGCUCGUUGACGUUAGCUUCGGUUCGCAGCCAAACGCUAGCGACAUGUAAAGUGUUUUGAGUUCGUAAACGAGUCACAACAACAACAACAACAACAACAACAACAACAUUCGCGGGGAAGCCGGAGGAACUAGCUCGUAGCUCCCGCGAGUGGAAGAUGGAGCCCCAGGAACUUGCGAAGAAAGAUGAAGGCAGUGGAUUCUCCAAGCGGCGCAUUUCCUCAAUUUUAAAAGCACCACGGAAAUCAGCCAGAUUCCCGGAACCAGAGCAACAAGAAAAUGUGGUUGAACGUGCCAAGCCGGUGGAAAAGAGGAAUUCCAGAAGAGUCAGUUUUGCUCCUGCCAACGAUGUUCUCCUGUUUUCAAAGGAUGUGAAAAAUCCCUCCCCUGCUCGAAGUCCUUUGCAAGAAUUAAUGACAGCAACAGGGGCGACCGCACAAAAUAGGGUCCAGGUGGCUGUUGCUGAAGAUGGGAUCCAACAGACCACAGCUAUGGAAACCCUCUUGAAUGCUCCUCUACACGCCUCUCAACAGGAUAAGGUCAGCUUCGACACAGUGGAAGGCUUUGGGGAGAAAACAGUGGUGUUUUCCACAGAUGAUGCCUUCAUGGACAUGACCCACAGUCAAACUAUGAUCGUGGCCAGUUACGCAGAUACUUCCCUCCAAGUCGGCGAUGCUUUACCCUCCGGUGGAGAGAAAAAGGGGAUGUUCACUGCAGAUGAUGCAUCCAUGGAUAUGUCACUUCUCCCUGCCGGAAAGAAGGAUUUAAGUGUGGAUAAGAGAAACGUAUCCUCAUCAGUGUCAAGUUUGGAUCAAGGAUUUGAAAGCUUCCUGGCAAGUCUCUCCAAACCUGGUGGUCCCUCCUCUUUAGCCACUGUAGACACAAACAUCUCCGUCGCUCAUAUGAAAACACGAAAGGCUAAUGUGGACAAAGAGAAUCUGCUCCCAGCGUCCGUUUCAGCCGUGAUGGAGAAGUCACUCAAUAAACCCAGGAAGGCAGAGGAAUCGUCUUAUGGACUCGGUCCAGACGUUGAUGUUAGCAUGAACCUGACUGAGGUUCAAACGGGACGCAUACUGUCAGUCGCAGAUGAUGAUAAUCCAUUUCAGUGUCUUUUUCCCACACAAGACAUGUACGCCCACUGCGACAAAAGAGAAUCCCAAACAGCGGAAGUGAUGAUGACCAAGUCUGACCCUAAAGAUAUGGCCUCCUCGAAGAAUCCUGCUCGAAAUGCUUCUCAGCCAAGAAGGAAGGUCAACUUUAAUGCCAGAGAUGAAUGCACAGAAAAAACGAUCAGGUUCACUGCAGGUGAUGAGUUUAUGGACAUGACUCAAAGUCACACCGUUAACAUUGCCCGUGGUCCAUUAGCUCCUCAGCCAGGGUCCACAGAUGGUUUGGAAUCAGGAUUUAAGAACUUCCUCACAGGUCUGUCGAAGCCAACUGUCCCCGGUGUUAAUCCUGGGAUUGUGAGAGUGUCGCCCUUGACUGCAGCAUCCUCUCAAAAAACCAUCAACAUGGACAGAUCCUUGUGUGAGUUAAAAACACCAAUGUCUGAUGCAGGCAAAGAAAAUUGGUCUCUGAAUACAAGCCGGAGCUGCAGAGAAUCCUCCAUUGGGGUUGAGAUCUGUCCGGGUAUUGACAUGACCAUGGAGAUGACUGAAACUCAAACAGGCCACAUUUUAGGAAUCUCUGGUUCAGACGAUCCGUUUCAGUUCCCUUUCCCAUCACAAGACAUGUAUCCACACAGUGAAAAUCUGAAGAAGGCAGAGAUGACUUCAGGACAGAAGAACAGUGAAGCACUGGGGUCAUUGAAACAUGCUGGUCUUCACACCCAGAAUAAGUUUGACCCAGAAGACGACCACAGAGAGAAGACGGUGAGGUUUUCUGCAGAUGACGCCUGUAUGGAUGUGACACGAAGUCACACUGUCAACAUCGGCACUGACUUCAGUCACAAACAUUCGGGCUCUUUGUCUUUCAAAGAUAAAACGAUACGAUUCAAUGUAAAAGAUGCAGGUAUGGACAUGACCCAGUGCCUCACGGUAAAUAUUGCUAAUAAUUUAGGAUCCGAUUCAAUUCUUCUUUCCGAGAAGAAACAAGAAAGUGAGAAACGUGGUCCCUUGAGAGACAGAUCUUCAUCAGCACACGGUUUGGAUCCAGAGUCAAAUAGUUUCCUCACCAGUGUCCCCAGUGUGGAUCCUGUGUUUGAAAGAAAGACGUCGACAGCUGCACCUUUCUCUAACAUGAGAGACUCAUCAGCUGGAGGCACAAUCUGCCCCGAAGAUGAUGUUAGCAUGGAUAUGGAUAUGACUGAGGCUCAAACAGGCCGGAUUGUAGGAAUUACACAUACAGACGAGCCUCUUCAGUGUUUUUUUCCACCACAAGACAUCUACCCCCAAAGUGGUAAUCUGAAGAAAGCAGAGAUGACUUCAGGACGGAAGAGCAGUGGAGCACUGGGGUCAUCUGAUCGUACAGGUAUGGGAACCUCAUUGAAGUCAUCUUUAAAGACAAAGGAACAAAAACCUCAGGAUGAGUUUGACCCAGAAGACGACCACAGAGAGAAGACGGUGAGGUUCUCUGCAGAUGACGCCUGUAUGGAUGUGACACGAAGUCACACUGUCAACAUCGGCACCGACUUCAGUCACAAACAUUCGGGCUCUUUGUCUUUCAAAGAUAAAACGAUAAGAUUCAAUGUAAAGGAUGCAGGUAUGGACAUGACCCAGUGCCUCACGGUGAAUAUUGCCAAUAAUUUAGGAUCGGAUUCAAUUCUUCUUUCCGAGAAGAAACAAGAGAGUGAGAAACGUGGUCCCUUGAGAGACAGAUCUUCAUCAGCACACGGUUUGGAUCCAGAGUCAAAUAGUUUCCUCACCAGUGUCCCCAGUGUGGAUCCUGUGUUUGAAAGAAAGACGUCGACAGCUGCACCUUUCUCUAACAUGAGAGACUCAUCAGAUGGAGGCACAAUCUGCCCCGAAGACGAUGUUAGCAUGGAUAUGGAUAUGACUGAGGCUCAAACAGGCCGGAUUGUAGGAAUUACACAUACAGACGAGCCUCUUCAGUGUUUUUUUCCACCACAAGACAUCUACCCCCAAAGUGGUAAUCUGAAGAAAGCAGAGAUGACUUCAGGACGGAAGAGCAGUGGAGCACUGGGGUCAUCUGACCGUACAGGUGUUGAAAAAUCUUUGAGGACCUCUUUCAAGACAACGAUGCGAAGAUCUCAGGUCAAGUUUGAUGCUGAGGACGACUGCAGAGAGGAAUCUGUGAGGUCGUCUCCAGAUGAUGCCGCUACAAAUGUGACCGACUGCCUCGAUGUACUUGUUGACAGCUCAUCAGCAUCGGAUUCAGUUCUUCCACACCAGGAAACAAACAUUACAGCUGCCCACAGGGACGUGGAUUUACAUCUAAUUGGGAAAAAGAGAGGCCGGUCUUUUUCCGCACGCAGUCUGGAUCCAGGAUUUAAAAACUCCCUCUCUGGGAUGAGUUGCCCGUGGGUUAAUCCUGUGAGAGUAGUGACUCCUGCUGGACAGCGCCCUCCAGAGGGUGCCGAUACAAAUGACCAUCUUCAAAUACAGAAGCCUGGUGUGGAUACUACAAGUGCUUUCAUGGAGAAGUCACAAAACAAAACCAUGACUGACUUUACAGAAAUUGACCAGAGCAUGGAAAUGACUGAAGCGCAAACCGGCCGCAUUUUUGGACAAAGCUGCACAGAUGAACUCCCUCAAUGUUUUACUUCAUCACAAGACUCGGACCUCAAGUUUGAGCUUUCACAGCAAACGGAGGCAAAGUCACGACAGAGCGAUGAAGCUGCGUCUGUGGAAAUCACAAACUCAACAGAAUCUGUUGACUCAUUCGAAAUCGUGACCAGGAAAGAACCCGAACCACGGAAUGAAAAUACUUCAUCACAAAAGACGGAAGAUGGAAGUUCCCUCAGUGCCGUUGACCAAGACUUGGAUACGUUCGGUUCACGGACGUCUAGACGAAUUAGUUUAGCCGAUAUCCAGUCAAAGGUCAAGCGAUUGAGCCACAUGAUAAACACGGCUCCCGGCGCUUUCGUCGUGGAAAGCUGCACAGAAACGUUGCCUCAUUUUGACGACGACUUGGACAAAACCUCAAAAGACAAAACCAAACCCCUGCCUGCAGUGGAGCCUGAACUCCAAAUGAGUUUGGAGAACAAUGAAGAGGAAACACAAGAUCAGUAUCUUACCCGAGGAGGAGAGUCCCCAGCUGCUGCCACUCCGUUCAACUUGAAGACUAAACAGCUAAUGUCGAGACUGUCGAUGGGAGGGUUCAAACCCAAACUCCCUCAAAUAGGCAGACCCAGUGAUCCAAAGGUGCUGAAUUGUGCAGGAGAGCACACGAAGACCAUGACUGUUAACGUCACCAAUCAACUGAGUGACGUUGACCACGAUGUGAGCGAUAUAUUCGACGAAGAGCUCGACAGCUCUGAGGAUGUGUCCGAUACGCUGAACCCGAAAAGUCCCAAGAAAAUCCCUGAAAAAGUGAGUCAUCAGCAGGAGGCCGACGUGGAGCUUCUAGAGGAAGACGUGUUUGAGGAGGACUUCAUCAGUGCGGUCCAAGGGAAGAAGAGACCUUUACCAAAUGAUGAGAACAAUAUGGAGGAUGAGAAGAGGAGGAAAGCCUCCACCGGGGAGGCCGAUGACAUCAAUGAUAUGGAAUCCCAGUCUCAUUUUGAGGAGUCUGAUGGAAACCUCACUUCGGCUCCAACCAUGACGACACACACCACCGACUGCUCCAGCAGCAGCCACACAGCCAGCGUCCGGUGUGAAGCUACAUUUGAGUCAACUUUUAAACACAGUAUGUAUGAGUCUCAGCUUGAAGACUACACAAGUGAUGCACAAACGAAAUUGGCGGACGGCACCAUUACAGUGUUGGAGUUCUUGAAACUCUUCAACAUAGACUUUGUCAUCCACAAUCCUCGGCAAAGUAUCCUUCCUGGCAGAAUUUUGUCCGACACAGAACGCACAGAAAUGGACGUACUGAGAGAAAGACACAUCUGUCGUCCUAAACAGACGGUGUACGAGACAGACGUCCUGAGCCUCACAGAGAAGGUGGAGGGGUUGAAGGUUCGAUUGCAGGACCUUGACAAACCUCUGAAGACGAUGAAUCAACCUUUGUGGGACGAGAUGAGAAAUUCUUCAGAGAAAGAGCUCAAAUCUUUUGGUUUAACACUGAAAGAGAGAAACAGCUUCUUCCGAAAGACCAGCAAAGUUCUGUCACAUGAAAUGAAGGAGGUCCUCUACUCAAAUCUCGUGCAGGCGAAUCUGGAGGAGCAGCAGAAGUUGAGAGGAACCAUCGAGGAAGCAGAUGAAAUGAUAAAAAGCCUGGACGACUGUAUUUGUGACAUGGAAGCAGAACUCGCUGCAGUUGAAGAAAAAGGCUUCGAUGGGAAACCAAGUCUGAAAUCACGUCAGGAAGAGAUGAAGAAAGUCACUGAAGCUUUGGCCGACAAUGACAGACAAGUGGCUGAACUGGAGCUGCAGAAGAAGCAGAAUUCCAGUAAACUCAACAGGCUGCAAACUGAGACGAGGAACCUGGAGAGCCACAUCACCGCGAUGCAUAUGGUCAACGAAUGGAAGCUUGGAGAGAAGCAGGAGAACGGCUCCGUCUACACAUUUCUCCAUGAGACCAUGCAUCUGCAGCUGGUGUAUGAAAAAUCAAAAGGAACCGAUGCUGAUCAUCAGACCGAGAGGAAAAUAUCUCACAUCAACUUCAAACUUCAACUUAACGACGAGAAGUCCCGGUGCCACGCCCGCCUCGUCCACAAGCUGCUCGCUCACUACGUGGACAGCGAAGCCUCCUGGGUGGAGAAGUACCCAACGAGCAGACACGUGCCAACGCUGCUCCAUGACGUCGGCCUGGUGGUGAGUCGCUGUCGUCUGCUGGGAGAAGAGCUGCGUCUGCUGAGAAUGUGGGGGGGUCUACAACUGGAUAUUCUGGACAUCAGCUGUGAGGACACUCGGGUUCACAUCGUCUUCAGCAGCCUCAAGAAACUUUCCAAGUUCAAGGUGGUUUUCUCCGUCGGUUUGAUCGACCAACUCUGUGUCGUUCAAGUCGAGAGCUUCGACAACGUGAUCGGAAGCACUGGGAUGCAACAGAUCGAAGAGGUAGUGGCGUCGUUCAUUCCGACAAAGAACCUCCUGACGAAGAUCAUCAAAAAGAUUCACGAUCACCUUCUGUGUUGAGACCAGCAGCAGCAGUGGCUGUUUUCCACCGUGCGUUCGGUCGUCAUGAAGCAAACACGCCUGUUUAACAUUUCACUGUUUUACUACAAGUCGUUACAGUUGGUUAGAAAUACAAAAGGUUGUACAUCUGUCACGUGUUGUUCCAGCUCUGUUCUGUCGUAUACAUAUGUAAAUACUUUUCAUGUUGUUUUGUUCUCACUGUAAAUCAGUCUCUUUAAUCUCUUUCAAGAUUUUCAUUAAAAAAAAUAUCCUUAUCAA
Molecule: messenger RNA, 6482 nt
Organism: Hippoglossus stenolepis (Pacific halibut)
Lineage: Eukaryota; Metazoa; Chordata; Actinopteri; Pleuronectiformes; Pleuronectidae
Gene: knl1
Product: kinetochore scaffold 1
Exons: 32
Coding region: 189-6224 (2011 amino acids)
Biological process (GO): protein localization to kinetochore; attachment of spindle microtubules to kinetochore; cell division
Cellular component (GO): nucleus
Source: RefSeq, a predicted model, not a curated record